GUUAUGUGCGGACGUGUAUAUGUGUAUUGUCACCUGUUUCAUUACGUUCGUAACCACGGCAACCAGGUAUAAACAACAUGGUUGUCAGAUCGGCGUUGCGUAUGCAGAUGAAUGCCUGUUCUGUUCAAUAAAUCCUCAACUUAUGUUCAGGAAUUGUAACAGAUCAUAAAAUCAGAUCGCAAAUGUUUUCCGUGUCAAAGAGGAUUAUUUCUGUGAUUAUCAAAAAUCGUUCUCGUGACAAGAUUCUUCUUCAAGUUUGUUGCGGAGUUCAAUGUGAAAAUUAUUGUAGUUCAGAAACAAUAAGGAACGACGCAAAGAAGAAACGCGAAUAUGAAGUUAUACCAGUUGAAAAUAUUAGAAAUUUUAGUAUUGUUGCACAUGUGGAUCAUGGAAAGAGUACAUUGGCAGAUCGGCUUUUGGAGAUGACUGGUGCUAUUGAGAAAAACGGUGGGACAAGUCAAGUUUUAGAUAGAUUACAGGUUGAACGUGAUCGUGGGAUUACAGUUAAAGCACAGACCGCCUCUUUAAACUACACUGCAAAUAAUCGCGAAUAUUUAUUGAAUCUUAUUGAUACACCAGGACAUGUUGAUUUUUCAAGUGAGGUGUCCCAUUCUUUGGCAGCAUGCCAGGGAGUUAUAUUGUUAGUAGAUGCUAAUCAGGGAGUUCAAGCACAAACAGUGGCCAAUUUUUAUAUAGCAUUUAGCAAGGAACUCGUUAUCAUUCCUGUUCUUAACAAAAUUGAUUUGAAAAACGCUGACCCUGAAGAAGUGUCAUGCCAGUUAAGGACAUUGUUUGACAUCAGUGAAAAGAAUAUAUUGAAGGUAUCUGCCAAGUUUGGUACAGGAGUUGAAGAUUUACUGCAAGCCAUAAUAAACAGACUGCCACCUCCCCCUGUUAAUCGUGAUGCUCCAUUCCGUGCCCUUCUUUUUGACAGCUGGUAUGAUCGCUAUCGAGGGGCUGUGAUAUUAGUCUAUGUUACAGAUGGUACAGUGAAAGUAGGAGAUGAGAUUGUGGCAGCAUAUUCAGGCAAGAAUUAUGAAAUUAAAAGUACUGGAUUGUUGCGACCCCAUGAAGAGCCAACAGAUAAAUUGAUGGCAGGACAGGUGGGAUACUUGACAUGCAACAUGCGCUCCACUAAAGAAGCACAUAUAGGAGACACUUUGCACCACAGAAACCAGUCUGUGAGCAUGUUGCCAGGCUUUAAACCUCCAAACCCAAUGGUAUUUGCUGGUGUUUACCCCAUGGACCAAUCACAACACAUUGCCCUACGAAGUGCCAUUGAGAAACUUAUGCUCAAUGAUUCAGCAGUGACAGUCACUACUGAUUCCAGUCCAGCACUAGGGCAGGGCUGGAGGUUAGGUUUCCUUGGUUUGCUGCAUCUGGAGGUGUUCAACCAGCGUCUUGAGCAGGAGUAUGAUGCACAGACUAUCUUCACAGCACCAAGUGUCACGUACAAAGCUAGGAUAUUUGGAGAGAAAAAUGUGAAGCAGUAUGGUGGAUCAGAGAUUACCAUUACAAAUCCAGCACAUUUUCCUGACCCAUGUAUUGUUACUGAAUUCCUGGAACCUAUGGUGAUGGGAACAAUCAUCACUCCAGACACAUACCUGGGUCCUGUCUUGUCCCUCUGCAUGGAGCGGCGAGGUACUCAGCAAAGCUCCAUCAACAUUGAUAAUCGUCAUGUAAUGACGCAGUUUUUGUUGCCACUGAAUGAGAUCAUUGUGGAUUUCCAUGACCAUCUAAAGUCUAUUUCUUCAGGUUAUGCCAGUUUUGACUAUGAGGAAUAUGGUUUUGUUCCUUCAAAACUUGUAAAGCUCAACAUCUUGCUCAAUGGGAUCGUGGUUGAAGAACUGAGCAUGGUGGUUCAUGCCUCCAAGGCGUCUGCUGUGGGACGCAGGAUAUGCCUCAAACUUAAGGAUAUUAUUCCACGACAACUAGUUGAGAUUGCUAUUCAAGGCGUAGUUGGAGGAAAAAUUGUCGCAAGAGAAACACUGAAGGCAUAUCGUAAGGAUGUGACAGCAAAACUGUAUGGGGGAGAUGUGACAAGGAGAAUGAAACUGCUAAAUAGACAGGCAGAGGGCAAGAAAAAAAUGAAGUUGGUGGCCAACAUUAAGCUUCCACGAGAGACAUUCAUUGAUGUGUUGAAGCGAUAAAGCUUCAAGAGUUAUGUGAUUCACCACAGCUUAUCAUCAUUUUAGUCACAGGUAGUACCAAAAAGGCUACCAAUGGAAUAUAGUGAGACACCAUUAGCAUCAUUUUUAAGGAACCAAGAAUUGCUCUGACCAUGUUAAGAUGAUGGCUUCUUUAAUCCUCUAAUGAGAUACAGUGGUAACAUGAGAAUGUUUCAGAAUUGAAUUUUCUCUAACUUUUGGAAAUGAUAAACAAUAAAGAGGGGAACUUCAGUGCAUGUGUUAAAUAAAUAUUGUGAAAUAAUA
This is a messenger RNA of Cryptotermes secundus, 2432 nucleotides long. It is a transcript of the gene waw, whose product is annotated as translation factor GUF1 homolog, mitochondrial. Gene Ontology annotation, cellular component: mitochondrion. The coding region runs from base 183 to 2150 and encodes 655 amino acids. Lineage: Eukaryota; Metazoa; Arthropoda; Insecta; Blattodea; Kalotermitidae. Gene Ontology annotation, molecular function: GTP binding; mitochondrial ribosome binding; GTPase activity. The transcript is spliced from 10 exons. The record is from RefSeq and is a predicted model, not a curated record. Gene Ontology annotation, biological process: positive regulation of translation.